AUGCACAGUGACUGCGGGACCAACUUUAUUGGAGCGUCACGGUUGAUGGAUCCCCUUCAUGAACUUACGCAUUCCCAACUAUUUCAAGACAGUGUUCAUCGCCACCUUGCCAAUCAUUAUAUAACUUGGCACUUCAACCCUCCAGCAUCUCCACAUUUUGGUGGUUUAUGGGAAGCAGGAGUCAAGUCCACUAAAUCAUUAAUCCUUCGAUCAAUUGGCAUCCACAAAUUGACCAGUGAAGAAUUCCUAACACUGCUCACCCAGGUUGAAGCGACCUUAAACUCACGCCCGUUAUGUGCACUCAGCAACGACCCAGAUGAUUUCGAAGCGUUGACACCUAGUCAUUUUUUGACUCUAGAACCUUCGACGUCACUUCCUGACCCAAGUCUAGUCAAUGUUCCGAUGUCGAAAUACCAACGAUGGCGAUUAAUCACAGAUCUACACCGACAUUUUUGGACACGAUGGAAGAACGAGUACCUUAGUAGCAUUCGAAUUAGGAAAAAAUGGUCUGCACCCGGUCAGGAACUCCGUAUUGGUGACCUUGUCCUUGUCAGGGAGUCGACACAUCCUCUUCGUUGGCAAACUGGAAGAAUUCGUGAACUCCAUCCUGGCUCAGACGGAAUCUCCAGAGUGGCCACCCUCGACACUUCAUCUGGACCAUUGAAACGCCCAGCUGUCAAACUCUGUCCACUCCCAAUCUCUUGA
Molecule: messenger RNA, 705 nt
Organism: Macrosiphum euphorbiae (potato aphid)
Lineage: Eukaryota; Metazoa; Arthropoda; Insecta; Hemiptera; Aphididae
Source: the annotation of a GenBank genome assembly